Molecule: messenger RNA, 2178 nt
Organism: Brassica napus (rape)
Lineage: Eukaryota; Viridiplantae; Streptophyta; Magnoliopsida; Brassicales; Brassicaceae
Exons: 4
Coding region: 1-2178 (725 amino acids)
Biological process (GO): regulation of DNA-templated transcription
Molecular function (GO): zinc ion binding
Source: RefSeq, a predicted model, not a curated record
AUGGGGCUACUUCGGACUCGUCGUACUGAGGAGCCUGAAGUGGAAAGUGUUAGGAAAGCUAGAGAAGCUACAAUUGAGCAAGAGAAUCAAGUGGAUGAAGAAGCUGGCGAUGAAGGUGAUAAUGAUAUUGACGCUGAGGAGAAUGGUAUUGGUGUAGAAGAAGAAGUUGUCGGGGAUUUAAGAGCUCACUUUGGAGAUGAUGCAGGAGACGAAGGUGAUGUGAGUGACGGAGACAGUGGUGAUGACAUUUGGGAUGAUGAUAAAAUCCCAGACCCAUUGUCAUCUGAUGAUGAUGAAGAAGAGUAUGAGCGUAGAGAAGAGGUUGCAAAUACACUUGGUUGUGAAGAGCUUAUCUAUUUGGGGAAAACGUAUGGAUGUGCGUCUGAUUUUAAAGUGGCUCUGCUUAGGUACUCUCUGCGAUCUAGGUAUGAUAUCAAGCUUUACAAGUCUUGUGCUAAGUCAGUUGGUGCAAAAUGCACUGAUGUGGAGUCUAAGUGUCCUUGGAGAAUUUAUUGUUCAUAUGAAAGAAGAAGACAUAAGAUGCAAGUGAAGGUAUAUGUGAAUGAGCAUUGUUGCAUUAGGUCAGGGUACUCGAAGAUGUUGAAGACUUCUUCUAUUGCCAUGCUCUUUGAGGAAAGGCUAAGAAUAAAUCCUAAGUUUACUAGGACAGAGAUGGCGGAAGAGAUAAAGCGAGAAUAUAAUCUCACAGUCACAGAGGAGCAGUGUGGAAAAGCAAAGGCUAAGCUUUACAGAGGAAGGAAAGCCAGCCAUGAAGCUCACUUUUCUCGGAUUUGGGACUACCAAGCUGAGGUCCCAAAAUCUAAUAUGUACUCUACUAUGAAGAUUGAGACUGUUCCAGGGCCUGUGGUACAGAGCAAACAGAGAUUUGAUCGCCUCUACAUGCCCAUCAUUGGCUUAGAUGGAGCAUUUCUCAAAUGGGAUAUAAAAGGACACUUAUUGGCUGCUGUUGGAAGAGAUGGUGACAAUAGAAUAGUUCCAAUUGCUUGGGCUGUGGUGGAGGUGGAGAAUAACAUAAAUUGGGAGUGGUUUGUGCAAUUGUUGAAGGAAGAUUUGGGACUACAAGAUGGCUCUAAAAUCACCAUCAUUUCAGACAAGCAGAAGGGCCUGGUGAAUGCUGUGAAAAAUGAGCUACCAGAAGCAGAACAUCGAAUGUGUGCAAGACACAUACUGUCAAACUGGAAAAGAGACAGCAAGGAUCCUGAGUUAGAGCGUAUGUUUUGGAUAAUAGCUGGUUGCUACACCAUAGGAGAGUUUGAAGAAGCUUUAGAGGUAUUGAAAAAAUAUAACAAAGGUGCGUUUGACACUCUCCAACUACAAAACCCGAGAACGUGGAGUAGAGCAUUCUUUAAAGUUGGGUCAUUUUGCAAUGAUAACCUCAACAACCUCUGUGAGUCUUUCAAUAAAACCAUUAGGGAAGCAAGGAAAAAACCAUUACUUGAAAUGCUAGAAGAUAUUAGGAGGCAAAGUAUGGUUCGUCAUGCAAAGAGAGCUAUUCUUGCAAAAAGGUUGAAGACACAUUUUACAAUGAAGGCACACGCGGAGAUUGAACUCAACAAAGAGAAGGCUAAAGAAUUGAGAAGGCACCUUGCUUGUGGAAACGUGCAUGAGGUUGAUGACCAUUCUGUUGCUUAUCGUGUGGACAUGGAUCUCAAAACAUGCGGGUGUGUAAAAUGGCAGCUCACUGGAAUCCCUUGUAUACAUGCUACUUGUGUUAUUACAGCCAAGAAGAUUAGGACAGAAGAUUAUGUUGCUGGCUAUUACACAACCCAAAAGUGGCGAGAAACAUAUUCCCGUGGAAUAAGACCUGUCCAAGGUAUGAUCUUAUGGCCUCGGUUAAAUAGGUUAGGAGUUUUGCCACCACCAUUUAGACUAGGAAAGCGUGGAAGACCAAGUAAUCAUGAUAGGAAGAAAGGCCUUAAUGAAACUUCAUCCAACAAGACCAAGAUGACACGAGAUAGGAGGGUCAUUACAUGCUCAAAUUGCCAUGAUGAAGGUCAUAACAAGACGACUUGUCCUAAUGACAAAGUUGAGAGUGCUCCAAAAAGGCCAAGAGGUCGACCAAGAAAGGAUUUGGGAGAAUACUCUCAAGCACAAGGACCCUCACAAGGACCCUCACAAGGACUCUCUCAACAGCCAUCUCAACCCUCACAAGUGUGA